CCCAGCGGUCUCGCGAGAGGCCCCGCGGCGGGCGCAGGCGCGGGGCCCGCGCGCCGCUGCUGCCUCGGGAGCGCAGGGGCCGGCAUGGGGCCCGGGCGCGUCCGCGCAGUGUUCUUUGACCUGGACAACACGCUCAUCGACACGGCCGGAGCGAGCAGGCUGGGCAUGCUGGAGGUGAUAAAACUCUUACAAUCAAAAUACCACUACAAAGAGGAAGCUGAGGUCAUCUGUGACAGAGUUCAAGUGAAGCUCAGCCAGGAGGGCGCACACCCCUACAGCACGUGCAUCACCGACCUGCGGACCACCCACUGGGAAGAGGCGAUCCUGGAGACCACAGGCGGCCCCCCCAACCGGGCGCUCGCCACCGAGUGCUACGAGCUGUGGAAGUCGACCCGCCUGCGGCACCUGGGGCUGGCGGAGGACGUCAGGGCCAUGCUGGCCGAGCUGCGGCGGGAGUUCCGGCUGCUGCUGCUGACCAACGGGGACCGGCAGACGCAGCGGGAGAAGAUCGCGGCGAGCGGCUGCGGGCCCUGCUUCGACGCCGUGGUCGUGGGCGGGGAGCAGGCGGAGGAGAAGCCGGCGCCGUCCAUCUUCCAGCACUGCUGCGACCUCCUCGGGGUGCGGCCCGCAGACUGCGUCAUGGUGGGGGACACGCUGGACACCGACAUCCAGGGCGGCCUCAACGCGGGGCUGGGCGCCACCGUCUGGGUGAGCGCGGGGGCGGCCGCGCCCCCCGCGCCCCCCGCGCCCGCGCCGCACUACACCGUGGCCUCGGUGCUGGAGCUGCCCGCGCUCCUGCGCCGCCUGGGCCGCGAGCCGGGCGCGCCCUGAAGCCGCGUCCUGCCGCAGGGGCGGGCUGUGGGCCACGGGUGGGUAGGGAAAGUUCAUUCAGUGGCCAGCCUCCCGUCGACUGCUGUUCAUCUUGGAAAAUCCACAGUACAUUGAUACAAGUUACUUUUAGUGUUGUCUGAAAAAUUUGAGGAAAUAUUUGUUAAUGAUUUGUUUUAAUAAAAUUUAUUUUGUUAAUCAUU
Molecule: messenger RNA, 1031 nt
Organism: Sorex araneus (European shrew)
Lineage: Eukaryota; Metazoa; Chordata; Mammalia; Eulipotyphla; Soricidae
Gene: NANP
Product: N-acetylneuraminic acid phosphatase
Exons: 2
Coding region: 85-831 (248 amino acids)
Molecular function (GO): hydrolase activity
Source: RefSeq, a predicted model, not a curated record